AGACUUUUUUAUAGAUAAAGAUCUCGGAACAGAUAAAGAGGAAUAUCUAAGAAUACACGAAAACCAAGGAGUAGUAAGACGAAGUUCUAGGCAAAGACGAUACACUAACAUCUAGGAAUAGACGAUAGAUAAAGUUCUAGGAAUAGACAAUACACGAAGAUCUAGGGAUAGACGAUACACGAAGAUCUAGGGAUAGACGAUACACGAACAUCUAGGAAUAGACGAUAGAUAAAGUUCUAGGAAUAGACAAUACACGAAGAUCUAGGGAUAGACGAUACACGAACAUCAAAGAAAAGACGGUACACAAAGUUCUAAGAAUAGAAGAUAUAAUAAGUUUUAGGAAUAGACAACAGACGAAGUUCUAUAAAUAGAUGAUAAAAGUUAUAAGCAGUUUUAGGAAUAGACGAUAAACGAAGAUCAAGAAACAGAUGAUAGACGAAGAUCAAGGAAUGCACGAUAGACGAAGUUCAUAGAAUAGACGAAGAUCAAGAAUUAAACGAUAGACGAAUAUCUAGGAAUAAACGAUAGACGAAGAUCAAGGAACACACGAUAGACGAAGGUCAAGGAAUAGACGAUAGGCGAAUUUCUAAGAAUAAACGAUAUAAGGAGAUCAGGGGUUAGACGAUAGACGAAGAUCUAGGAACAAAGGUUAAGUAGCAUCUGAUGAGAGCACCGACAGUCCUGUGAACAACUCGGACUGAUUUCAACCACCUGAGAAUGAAAAUACAAUACGAGACUAAAAGGAGAAAAGUUUUAUCAAAAAGAAGAAACGCAAAGUAUACAGUAUCAAGACAGGCGUUUUUAGUAUCUGCGACCGUACCAAGUCGAAUAUGUCUAUGACACUUGAGCGUACCAAGUCAGGAGACAUGCCCUGUCAUUGCGAACAUCCUAAGACAGAAGUGUCCAGUACCUUUGAUUGUGUUUUUCCAUCUGCUUCACUGUUGAUGAAUGGACGGCCCAUGGCAUCCAAAAAGACGUUUCUUCUCAUCGUUCCGAUAUUGUUCGCACUAAGCCCAGUGGCUGCAUCUCCAAUCCAGCAAAACCACGAAACGCCUGGCUUAUAUGAAUAUAAACUGCUGCAUACAUCAACCUGUAACUACGCAGACUUUAUUAGAUCCGGAACAUGCGAACGCAAUGAAGCAAUGAUGGAUAUUUACAUUCGUUACUGCGGGUUUGCCGAUAUUUGUGAUUCCGGAUUCAAGCCUGUUUGUGUAUACGCUGAUGAUGGUGAAAUGCUUCAUAUUUGCUCCCCACAGGGCCUAGUGUGCCCAAAAGGGUAUUGGAGAAGGGUCUCCCGUAAAGCUACAGAUUCCAGUGUGGCUAUAGUGCAGGAAGAAAAAUGCCCAAAGGGAAGAUAUCAGCUAUACAAAUCGAACUGUUACGAUGCAUGCAGAGCCAGACAUGAAGACAUCAAAGACUUGCCAGUACAAUAUGCGAUAUAUACCGAGGGAGACAAUAAAUCUCCACCGAUGAUAUAUUGUGACUUCGAAAAGGGGUUUUACAGCCUGGAUGGCAAGUUUCUACAGAAGUAUGAUGCAGAAACCAGUUACCAACGCUUCGACUGCACGAGCGUCACCGAUUACAACCCAUGUUCUAGGACUGUUCCCAAUUCCGAAUGGGACAUGUGUGUUUCCGUGCGAAGAAGGUUCCCAGCGUGACGUCCAUGAUGAUUUUCAGUGUAAAGAACUAAGAUGGGUAGAAACUGAUUCCAGUUUAGAGGAAAUGAAACCGAAAGACAAUGAUUUGAGUCAGAAAGCAGAGGAAGCAGCCGAAAUAAACAAACUUAACAAGACUUCGCAGAAGCCGCGGAAUGAAACCAAAACAGAGGACAGUCGUACUUCGAAUGAUUCGCACGUCACUAUAGUAAUAGUCUUUGCAUCUGCUGCUUUACUACUUGCCAUCGUUGGACUGGUCUCUGUACUUCUAAAACACUAAAACAGCAUAAUCAUGAUUUAUUGUAGCCGGUACAGAAGGAGAACCUUCUACUUCCUAAAGAAUUCCAUAGUUUGAAGCAUUCCACUUUGGCUGAUAAUGAACAAUGACAGAUUGCAGACAAUUUGUACAGACAAUAAAUAGUAAAGUUUAUAUAAAAAAUACCAUCAUGUCAAGUUCCUUCAGACUUUAUCCACUGGUCAAGAUGUACAUUAAGUUUUGAAAUAUUAUGCAUUACUGAAUUUGGGUAAGAUAGUAUCAAAUCAGUUUAAACUUUAAACAUAUAUUUUGAGCGUUUAAAAUAAUAUCUGACAUCUAGAUAAGAGGCAAAGUUCUCCAAAACAUCUUGGUUUAUUUAAUCUGUCUAGUUUUGAAAUGUCGGUUUAUGUUAGUUAAAAAUGCUGUUCUGUCGUAGACACUACACAGGUUGUGUCUUCUUAUGUCUGUUUUGUGUCCAAAUGUUUUAAAGAUAUGUAAAUUCUCUAUGUUAAAACAUUUAUGAUUUUGAUCAUAACUCGAGAUGGCUUUUCAAUAAGGUAUUUUCCAGAAGACAUGACAAUAUUUUUUACCAAAUCAUUUUAACAUUUUAAAGUUUACAUAAUGCAUAGUAACAUAUAAAAAUCUUAUCAGUUUGUUUUCACUGACUACACCUUGUACCUCUAACUAUUUAUGUGAAGGUAAAUAGAGAAGAUAAGCCUCUUGUUGCCAAUUUCUCUGAUUUUACACAUCAUACAGUUUAGCAAAUUAUGAACUUUGUUAGAAAAAAGCAAUGCUUACAAUUGUCGGAGUUAUCAUCAUGUAUUUGGUUGAUGACAGUCACACCAAAACCUUUUUGGAGCCUUACUGUGUUAAAGUUAAAGAAAAGAUACAAUGCACCAACACUUUUUUUGAUAUAUGUGACUUUGUAUAUUUUUAUGUUUGAUUAAAAUGAAGGACAGUUACGAAAACUACCUAGAUAAUGUUGUUUAUAUUCAAAGUACUUAUUAUAGGCGUGUCCAUCAUUUUAUGGUCUGACUUACUUUUUUAUUGUUACUUACUAGUUAAUAAGUCAAUAGGAUCUUCAAAUUAUUCGAUCUCGAUCUCAAUCUCGAUCUUGAUAUAGCCAGUUUAUUCAUAAUUUAAAGAUUUAGAUUUUUCUUCAUGGUUAUGUGUAAUGGACCAUACAAUAAAACUUAAACCUCAUCAUGCCGGACACGAUUGAUCCUGCUUUUCCGACCGGCGUACAUCUUGAUCAGCCUGUACAUUCGCGCAGUCUGAUCAAAAUCUGCACUGUUCGCCAUUUAGUCAGUAUAUAUUUGGCAAAGACCUUUGGUACUGUCCAAAUUGAAAGAUGGACAAGUUCAUUAUAGAAAUUUAGCAGGGUAAGGGUUAAUAAAACAUGAAGUAACCAUUUUGGAACAUUUGAUUGAUGUCGAUAUUUAAGGAUGUACGAGCGAAUUUUUUCCUACGUUAAGAAUUUUUUUAUACUCUGAGAGCUUGAAGAACAUUAGUUUCUAAGACAAACAAGAGCAGUAAAAACAUAGGUCACCGAACUCGUUUUAAUUUUAUAGGGCAUUUUCUUCACCCACUGCUUAAGCAUUUCUGAAAUUUUGUAAAAUUAGAAAAAUGGUGGUACUAUAUAAAACAUAUAAUAUCCUACUUAAUCUUAUAGGGAUUUCAGGUCUUACAGGUUAAUAUGAAUAUAUGGUGAUGUCGGUAUUAUAUAAGCAUAAAUGUCACUAACAAGUCUCUUUAAUUUUUACAUGUUAACAUAAUUACCCCACCCACAUUAUUUUCAAUGGAAAAAACGUAUUUAGAUCGACAAAAAAAAUUCUGACGUUAAGAUUUUCAAAAUAUUUUGCAGCAUUAAAGACACACAAAAAUGCUUCAAAAUGGAAAGAAAAAAGUUGGAGUCACCGUGCAUCUAAGAGAUUUAUUAAGAAAAAACUGCUAAAAAGUGGUGAAUUUUGAUAUUUUUUGUCCUUUUUGUUUUAAUCUAUAUUUUCUAGAUAAUAUAAAGUGCUAUCUUGAAAACAUUUAUUUCAUUAAUAGCUUAACAUUAUAUGUAUCAGUCAGAAAAAUAUCAAAACCAAACCUGAUCUACUUUGAUAGAUAUUUGAAAUUACCUACCCCUACCCCAUUGUAAAUCUUACCUUAAUUUUAGGCAAAUGCCAGCAAUAUUCGAAGAAACAUUUUUGAAAAUGGCGGAUAUCCCGAAAAAAACGCUUUUACAUCCUUAAGUAUACCGUAUGUCGAAAACUCUUCAAGCAAUAGUGAUCUAAAUAUUAAACUUUCAUUUAGAGUAAUAUUUUUCUGUUUGUUGUCUAAUAUACCAUGAUAUACGUCGCCGUCUUUGUAAAGAUAUUGUAAUACAAUGUAUAUGAAAUAAUUAUUUGGACUCGCGCCUGCGUACUUCUUUAAAAUGAAUGACAUGUUUUCAUAUUUUUGGUAGAAUAUUAAUUAUUGACUACACUUUUGUAUAUUUUAGUCUUUUGAAUGAGUGAUCUGUUUGUGUUUGCAUUUAAUUAACCAUAUCACAUCAUGCUUAAGCAGUUUCUCAAUUGUUUUGAAAUUCUAGAUAUUUGUUGUAUUUUUAUAAUACGCAAUCUCUAACAUUGUUAAUAUAAAUAAUCUUGCAAUAUUCUUGGUUUUAACAUUUUAUUAACCAAAAGGAUUUUGCUUGUUGAUAAAUUUCUGUAAAAUAAACUUAACCUCAGUGUAUAUUCUAUACAGGAA
Messenger RNA from Mercenaria mercenaria, 4647 nucleotides. RefSeq lists its product as uncharacterized. Lineage: Eukaryota; Metazoa; Mollusca; Bivalvia; Venerida; Veneridae. The record is from RefSeq and is a predicted model, not a curated record. The transcript has 10 exons. Bases 1510 to 1935 code for a protein of 141 amino acids.